AUGGAGGUUGCAGAUGAGAUUCCUUUUGUCUCCCCUAUUGCCAAAAUAUAUGAUCAGAGCCAGAGGGUUGAAGGGGAAGGUGCAUUGAGUUUAUCGAAUUGUACAUAUAAGACUUUAGCCUUCUGCUCUAAGACAAAAAAGAUGGCUUCUUCACCUUUGAACCAAAAAUCCAAUUUUCAUGCUCGUUCAAACAGUUUGCCUUCUAGGCCUCAUCCACUUGUUGCUCAAAUAAAUGAGCAUCUGUGUAGGCUAAAGUCCAACAAAUCCGCGUCUUCAUCAUCUCUGUCAAUGGCCCGAAAUCUAAGUUGCCUUACAGACCUGUAUAAGUUGGUUGAUAAUUUGCUUCAACUUCCCAUCACACAAAAAUCAUUAGCCCAACGAUGCAAUGAUGAACAGGUUAACAAGUUGUUGAAUGGGUCUCUCAAGCUCUUGGAUGUGUGCGGUGAGGCCAAGGGUGCUUUAUUGCAGGCCAAGGAAGAUACUAAACAACUUCAGUCGAUUUUGAGAAGAAGAAGAGGCGAUGAAGCUGGUUUCACAAAUGAAGCUAAGCAAUAUUUGGCUUCAAGGAAGAAAGCAAAGAAGUUGAUAAACAAGUCUCUGAAAGCUUGUAAAUUUAGCUUUGCUCAGUUAGAAAACGACGGUGAAGCCACUUUUAGCAUGCUGAGAGAGUUAGGAGGAGUAACCUUCACGGUGUUUGAAUCUCUCUUUUCUUAUAUCUGUGGGACAAAGAUGGAAUCAAAAUCUACCAAUUGGUCUUUGGUGUCCAAGUUGAUGAGCUCCAAACAUGUAACAUGCGAGGGAGAAGCAAUGUAUACCAACGAAUUCGAGAAAUUGGAUGCAGUUUUGUGCGCUCUCAUUGGUAACAAGACCAGGAAAUCUGGUAAAAUGAGCAUUGACGAUGCACAACUUGAAUUGCAGAAAUUGGAGUCAAGCAUCCAAGGUCUUGAAGAUGCAGUGGAGUGUUUGCUGAGGCUCUUGAUCAAAACUAGAGUUUCUGUUCUCAACAUCCUUAGCCAUUAG
Messenger RNA from Hibiscus syriacus, 1020 nucleotides. RefSeq lists its product as uncharacterized. The record is from RefSeq and is a predicted model, not a curated record. NCBI's taxonomy places the organism in Eukaryota, Viridiplantae, Streptophyta, Magnoliopsida, Malvales, Malvaceae. Bases 1 to 1020 code for a protein of 339 amino acids. The transcript has a single exon. Gene Ontology annotation, biological process: shoot system development; root development.